AUGGAUGAUGAAAAUAUUGGUACAAUGGAUCAAUGGUUUGAUUCAACAUUUAUGGUUCUUAAUGAAUCAUAUCAACUUGAUUUACGUCGAGUUAUGUCACCAGAUACAUGUGAAUUAGUUCAUGCAUUAAGUGAUUAUUAUAUGUAUGAUAAUAUUGGUCUAUUUAUUCAUUUACUUGGUUUAACUUCACACUAUCUGACAUCAACGUCAUUUGUGUAUGCUGACAAUCAACUUAAACAUAAACUUAAUCUUCAUUUACUCUUAGUUGUACGAGCAGGCUAUGAAAGAUCAUCACUGGUUGAGCAUCUAAAACAAGCAAUGAGUAAUGUACAAUGUAUUCGUCAAACUGGUCAACAAUAUGAUAUUCGACAUACAUUUAAUUCCAAUAUAUUUUGUCGAUCAGAUGAAUCGAUAAUAUCAACAGGUCUUUGUCUAUCAGAUAAAUUUGAUGAACAUGGAACAUAUACACAUAUUCAAAAACAAAAUCCUUUUUCAAUUAUUGGUACAAGUACUGGACAGUAUAUUCGAAAAUUACUCGAAACAAAAUUUAAUCAUAAUAAUAAUACUAUUCAUAAUAAUAAUAUAAAUAAUAAUAAUAAUAAUCAUGUAAAUAAUGCAGAUUGGUUGAUGAUGUUUAUCGCAAGCAAAGCUCGUUUAUUUUGUCGACGACCAAAAUUAUUUGAUCCAAAUCGUUAUCCAUCACUUGAACAAUGGAUUAUAGUUCUUAAUUGUCAUUGCUCAAAUUUAAUGGAUUUUUAUUUUGAUGAACCACAAGCAAAUCAAUUUAUGUGUGAUUAUCUUGAUGCACUUUCACUUAAAGCAACAUCUCUUGAAGAUAGUCAUCCAUGGAUGUCAGCAAGAUAUAUAUCAGCACGUGAACAUGUCUUACGUGUAUCAGCAUCAUUACGUAUAAUUGAGUUAGCUAUUGAAACAUUAAUUGUUUAUCGACGAACAUUUCAUACAUUUGGUCAAGCAGAUAAAAUAUUUUUUGAUAAUUGUACUCAUAUAAUUGAACAAACCCGAGGUAAUACAACAACAGCACGUGUAAAUAUUAAUGUUGCUAUUGUUCAAUCAGCUAUUUAUUUUGUUAAUACAAGUAUUAAACAAUUUGAAAUUAUGUUUGAACCAACAUUAAAUACUGGAACACCAAAUCCAGAACUUCCAUCGAUGAUAAAUCAAGCAUCCAUAUCAGAUCGUUCAUGGAUAACACAUUCAUCAACAUCAUUUCCUCCAAGAUCAACAUCACCAUCAGCAAAACGUUUAAAGACUUUUGUUGAUCCAUCAUAUGUUAAAUCAUUAGAACUUGCACAUGAACUUUUACUUUUGCCAUAUGUAGCAUUUACACGUACAUCUGUCUAUGCGAAUUCAAAAUUAAAACGUAAUGCUGCUUAUCUUGAUUCAGUUAUUGAAGAAUUAAAAAAACAUCGUCUACUUAUUAUGGUAAGACAAGGUGUACAAAUGGUUGAUGGAACACGAAGACGUGUGGAUCUUCUUGUUAAAUGUGCUCCAAUAUUAAAAGAAGAUGAGAAUAAUAAUAACAAUAAUAAUCAUAAUAAUAAUAAUGAUAAAAAUGAUGAUGAUCUUAUUGAACGUUUAGGUCGUUUUGGUGUUGAAUACGAUCGUUAUAUUCAAACACUAGGUACACUUGAUAUUGGAGAAAAAUAUCGUUUAUCUGAACAAUGUUUUGAAUUAUUAAAUUCACCUGAUUACAAGCGAUAUUUGACAAUUGAUCUUGAACGAAUAGCACCAUUACAUCGUAUACAACAACAACAACAUCAACAGCAAGAACAACAUCGACAUUCGAUUCAACAGGAAGAAACAAAUGAUUUAUGGACAUCAUCUUCAUCGUCAUCUAAUAUUAAACUUGAACCCGCAGAUUUUUAUGCAUAA
This is a messenger RNA of Rotaria sp. Silwood1, 1890 nucleotides long. Lineage: Eukaryota; Metazoa; Rotifera; Eurotatoria; Philodinida; Philodinidae. The record is from the annotation of a GenBank genome assembly.